GGCUGGAUAGAGAGCACACCUCCCCUCCUUCACCAUCAUCCUCGUAGUAAAAACAGACUCCGCGCAUCUCGCCGCCAUGAAGACGCACAGAGUGGCACAUCUCCAAUACGCAGUGUGCAUCUCCUGUCCUGGCUGCUAGAUUUGCUGUCGUCUGUGAAAACCUCGGUGGGUGCUUCACACACACAGAUGAGAAGGAGAAGCGCUGCUUGCUCAGACCUGCGGGUUAUCUAAACACCAAAAAGACGAACAGAACCCUGCAUUAUUUUUUACGCAUUUAGGCGUUUUUUUUCUGCGUUUAAUCUUCGAGGAGUGCGUUUUCUCUUUGAAACACGCGUCUUAUCCAGGCUCCAUCUCUCUCUUUUGAGUACUUGGAGAGCCUGCAGAGGCGAGCAUGGCAGCAUGACAAUGGUGCAAGGCUGCCUGACAGCAGGAUGAUGCGUUUGGUUUUUUUUUUCCUCUUUGCGUUUUGACUUUUGAGGAAUGGACUCUUCGCCGGAGCAGUUACCGAGAACUCCAGCGGUUUAUUUUGCGUAUUUGAACAGAUUCCUACUUCUCCGUGUGUGCUAUGUUCAGCAUCUGGUGCCUCGUCCAGUCCGCUCUCUUCUCACCUUUCUCCUCCCAUCAGCCGCAGCGCGUCUCUAAUUGGAGCGACUCCGAGCAUCUUAAUUGAUGGAGAUCUCCCACAUCGGACACUGACCUCCGGUUCCAGCGUUUCUCGAAUCGCUGCAGGCGGAAAACACGACGCUUCUUGCCGUUAUUGGAUCUAAUUGGACUUAUUCGCUUCACCUGCAGUCGUCUAACCUUUUUUCCAGUGACAAUGCCGGUGAACGCGCUGCCCCGCGGCGGCAGCAGCGGCUUUGGCGGCCCGGGAUCCCUGAGCCCGGCGUCGCUGUCCCGGAGCCUGUCCCGGCUGAGGGAGUUCCGGACCCGGACGAGGAUCAUGCUGGCUCUGGGGGUCUCUCAGAUGGUCCUGGGGAGCCUCAUCCUGGCGGUCAGCUUCGCAGCUCUGGCCCUCACCACAUCACCCAGAGUCCGGCACUCCUGCCCCUUCUGGGCAGGUUUCUCUGUUCUGCUCUCUGGACUCAUUGGAGUGGUGUCAUGGAAGAGGCCGCUCUCUCUUGUGAUCACAUUCUUCAUGCUGCUGUCUGCAGUGUGUGUGAUGCUCAACCUGGCCGGCUCCAUCCUCUCCUGCCAGAACGCUCAGCUCGUCAACUCUCUGGAGGACUGUCAGCUGUGUGGAUGUGUGUUCUCCCCUCCUCCCCCCCAGCUCAAGUUUGACAGCGAUGGAGUGUGUGUUUGCUGCGAGCUACAGAAGCAGAGUUCGAGCUGCAACAACCUGGGAGAGACGCUGAAGCUGAAUCCACUGAGGGACUGCAACACCAUACGCCUCCGUCUCAAGGAGCUGCUGUUCAGCGUAUGUGCCCUUAACGUCAUCUCCACCAUAGUGUGCGCUCUCGCCACUGCAAUGUGCUGUAUGCAGAUGGUCUCGACUGAUGUGCUGCAGAUGUUUAUGCCACACAGAGCUCGAGCCCUAAAUGCUGACUGUAUGACCCCCCAUGGAACCAUCCUGCACCAAACGCUGGACUUUGAUGAGUUUAUUCCUCCCAUCCCUCCUCCACCAUACUACCCCCCAGAGUACACCUGCACCCCCUCCAUGGAUGGACAGAGAGGCCUCCAUCUGGACUUCCCUCAUUCUCCCUUCAGUGCCAUUUAUGGGGUUCCUAUCAACAGCCCAGGGACCCUCUACCCGACUGACCUGCCACCUCCAUAUGAGUCUGUGGUGGGUCAAACCCCUGCAAGCCAGGUCACCACCAGCAUCGAGCAACAGGCCACUGAGUCCAGUCUAUGUGAGAGAAACACCACUGCAGGACUCAGCACUCAGGCCUCGGUGGACAGUGCGUCCCUGAUGGUGUCAGAGGUGGCCGAUCAGGACCAGACUUGCUCCUCAGAGGACUUGUGCUCCCUGGAGGUCCAGGGUUCGGAUUCGUCUCCCUACGGCACCCUCCACAUCGCCCCCACCGAUGGAAGCUGCACCAGCCUGGAGCUUUGCACACGUGGUUCCUCACGGUGCCGUCGCGGCUUGACCAACACCGACGCUCGUCCUAGUGAUACCGGAUACAGCGAGUCGUCCCACACCCAGGAGUCCCUGGAACGCUCGCCAGACUGGUCCUCAGGAAACUUUAGCAAUCCGGACCAGGAGGAUUCCACAGAGAACACACAUCCAUGUGAGGAAUUCAGGGCCUCAAUGCAUAUAUGUGACGAGCUGGCCUCAGCCAAACAUUUACCAGAGGAGCCACCUAAGGCAUCAACACACUCCCUCAUUAAAGCACGAAUGAUGAGCCGGAAGCUCACUCUCCCCGUCACCAUCCCCCCACCACCUCAGCCUUGCUCCCCCACCUCUGUGGCUUCCUCUGGUGGAACUUCAGCUAUCAGCCCUUUGGCUCCUUCUCCUUCCCCUUCACCUCCUACCAGGCCUCGAGGCCCCAGGCUGUGUUUCAGUGUUUGGUCCCCUUCCUCUGCAUCACAGCCCCCCUCUACCUCAGCCCAAAGCGGCCACUCACCCUCAGACAGGCCUCGGGGGCUCCGAGCAGCCAGGAGGUAUCGCAAACUGGCUCGCAUCGUCCGGUCCACCAGUGACCCAAUCUCCUGUUCCACUACGACAGGAAGAGAAAAUUGUGGCUGCACCUCUGGAAAUAACCCUGCUGCUGAAGACUCGGCUCAUACAUCACCAGACCAGGAGCCAAGAGACGUUUCAACAGAGAUAGUUGGAGCCAAACCCAGUCAAGUAAGCGUCAGGAAGCAGCAGAAGGAGGGCAGGAAAGUUGACAUCCACCUUAAACCCCGAUCUCUCCACACCCACUCCUCCCACGAGCGCCCACACUCCCUGGCUGACCUUAAGAUGUACAAAGACACCAAAAUAUUAGUGGCAAAGUUCCUGGAGCACUCCAGCUGCAGUCUACCUCCUGAAGUCCAGCAGGUUGUCAACAACAUCAAGUGUGUCAUCAAGUCGGAUGAGAAACACAUGGAAGAGGCCAUCUUUAGUGCCAAUGUCAUUGAUCAGGUGAUGACCCAGCGCAUCAUAGGCAGCCCCAGAAAGCGCGGCCACGAGGAUCUUCACCUCCAGAGCUGUGGCGCUCUGAGUUCUUCGCCCUCCCCUUCCAUGCGCCGUCCAAAACAUCUCCCACAAACAACCAGCGCCUCCACCAACUCACUGGGCUCCCCCUCCUCUGAACAAAGCCUUGAGUGCAAAGAAACUAUUCUCUGACCACUCUCUCAGCAAGGACUUGGGUCGAAACUCUGAGGGCAUUUCAGGGUGCUGGUGUUGCUGACACGCUGUCCUGUGCUGCUGAUGUCUGUGGAGCAUUUAAUAACUCUUCAGGCAUCACAGGAUUACUUUUUGAACAUUGUGACUGCAGUACACAGCAACUGAAAUGCCACCGAACUGUAUUUCCUAGUGCCCUGUAAGACCGUGCCAAGUCAUCAGCAGAAAUGGUAGCAAACUCAGACUGAGCCUGCCAGUGUCUGUAGUGGCUUCUUUCUCAUCAGAAAAACAAAAGAAUGUUUCUCCCUCAGGGGAUCUUUUCUACUGAGUUUCAUCUCUUGAAAAAAGUAACAAAUACACAACUGGUAAGUUUGGAUCUGUGACUAAAAGACAAAGGAGAUUGUGCUAUCAGUAUUCCUCUUGUCCUCGUAAGAAACAGAGAAAAUAUGUUUGUAUUAAACUGUGAACUGAACUGACAGGGCAUUAUUAGCCAUUGUUUGCAGAUUUCGUGGAAUUGUGGCCGAUCAGAUGGUGAAUAUUUUGUGGUUAAAGAACAUCACAGAUGUGGAUUAUUUAACUUACCUCAUUGUGUUACAAUUCUUUUCAGUGUUACAAUAAAAUAUGCGUUUGUA
Molecule: messenger RNA, 3894 nt
Organism: Acanthochromis polyacanthus (spiny chromis)
Lineage: Eukaryota; Metazoa; Chordata; Actinopteri; Pomacentridae
Gene: entrep2
Product: family with sequence similarity 189 member A1
Exons: 12
Coding region: 818-3265 (815 amino acids)
Cellular component (GO): membrane
Source: RefSeq, a predicted model, not a curated record